Messenger RNA from Drosophila innubila, 501 nucleotides. RefSeq names its product vitelline membrane protein Vm26Ab-like. NCBI's taxonomy places the organism in Eukaryota, Metazoa, Arthropoda, Insecta, Diptera, Drosophilidae. The transcript is spliced from 2 exons. Bases 51 to 425 code for a protein of 124 amino acids. The record is from RefSeq and is a predicted model, not a curated record.
GCUUCAAGUGUCUACACACAAAUCACAAAACCAAAACAACCAAAAUCAACAUGAAAUUCUUCGCCGUCUGCUUCUUCGCUGUUGUGGCUGUGGCUUCGGCCAAGCCGGGUAUUUUGGCCGCCGCUCCUUUGGCCUAUACCGCACCUGCUGCUGCUGCUGUCGUCGGCAGCGCUGCCUAUGUGGCACCCUAUGCCUCCAGCUACUCCGCUCACCAGGUCGCCCACAGCGCCGCCUUCCCAGCUGCCUACACCGCCGCCUAUACCGCACCCUUCGCUGCCGCCGCCUACACCGCUCCAGUUGCCACCGCCGCCUACACCGCACCAAUUGCCGCUGCCUACACCCGCUAUGCCGCCCCCGCCCCUCUGGCCUACACUGCACCCCUGGCUGCACCCCUGGCCGCUGCUCCCGUGCUGCUGAAGAAGUAAAGCGCAAAUAUGUGACCAUUUGUUGAGAUCCUGUGUAAAUAAAGAUUUCUAGAUAUGCUCGAAAAAAACUGAAAAC